UGAGGCCCAGGAAAUACGUAAUUGUUAGGUCAUCAUGGCGAGACAGGACUCACUGCCUGGCGGGAAACACGAGUAGAGUCUGGAGCUGUCAGCGCGAACGGAUACAACAAAGAUUUUGUUGCCAUGGUUUCAAAACGAAAAUUGUCCAAAUCUGAUGCUCAUGGGGACAGUCUGAUUGCAGAAUUACCACAAACAAAAAAGUCUCGGAUCUCUUGCAAGGAGAAGACCUCUGCCGAAGAUGGAGCGGUGGAGAAUGAUAGCAUCUUUGUACAGCUCAUCAAAACAGCAGGAAUUACUCUGAAUUCUGGGGAGAGGCAGAAUGACAUAGCCGUGGAUCAAGCAACCUUCCAGAAGAAACUCUGCCAGAUCUUGAGGAAGCAUCCUUUCUACCCACAUGUUGUGCAGGAGUUUGUCAGUGGCUUGGAGACUCACAUUAAGGACAGAGACCAGUUCAGGAACUGCCUUCUGCCUUGUGCUCCAGUGCGGGGCGAGGUUACGAGAAAUUUGGUUCAUUCAUACUGUGAAAGCCUUAUUAAACUACUACUUGGAAUUGAGACUUUACAGCCUGCUGUUAUAACAUUGUUAUUGGAGAAGCUCCCUGAGUUCUUUUUUGACACUGUGGGCACCUUUGGAACCAAUUUUCCCCGUCUUAUUGUCAAUCAGUUUAAAUGGCUUGACAAAAUACUUGACAGCAAGGAUCUCAUCAUGAAAUUAAUGCAGAUGGUUAGUGUUUCUCCGGUGCCAAUCCAGCAUGACAUUAUCACCAGCUUGCCAGAGAUCCUGGAGGAUUCCCAGCAAAGUGAAUUUGCGAGAGAGGUUAGCCAGCUGUUAAAACGGGACACUCGCCUAACUGUUCCGAUCCUGGAUGCCCUUUCCAAUUUGGAUCUUGACGCAGGACUUUUGGCUGAGGUGCGGCAGUCUGCUAUGAUCAUUGUGCCUGCUGUAAAAUUGGAAGAUUUGCCUGUAGUAAUCAAAUUCAUUCUACAUAACAUCAAAGCUGUGGAUGCAGUAGAGGUGAUUUCUGCCCUUCGCAAGAACUUGGAUCUGUCGUCAUGUAUUUUACCUCUGCAGAUACUGUCUUCCCAGAGCAAGCUCAAAAGCCAGCCACAAACGAGUUCCUCCACAAGCCAAGUGAGCAGCAGCCAGAACUGUGUCAAGCUCCUCUUUGAUGUGAUAAAGUUGGCUGUGAGAUUUCAGAAAGGCAUUUCUGAAGCUUGGAUUAAGGCUAUUGAGAACACUGUUUCUGUGUCUGACCAUAAGGUUCUGGACCUGAUCGUUCUGCUGCUAAUCCAUACUACAAACACCAAGAGCAGGAAGCAAAUUGAGAGAGUGCUGAGGAACAAGAUUCCACUGGGCUGUGUGCCAGAGCAGCUGCUACAGAGCGCCUUCCGAAAUCACUCACUGGUUAUCAAAGACUUCUUCCCAUCAAUCCUGGCACUGGCUCAGACCUUUCUGCACUCUGCUGAUCCAUGUGUCGUCUCCUUUGGCAGCUGCAUGUACAAGCAAGCAUUUUCAGCCUUUGACUCUUACUGUCAGCAGGAAGUUGUGAGUGCAUUGGUGACUCACAUUUGUGGUGGAAAUGAUGUAGAAGUGGACAUUUCUCUGGAUGUGCUCACUGACCUGGUGACUCUGCAUACCUCCUCAUUGAUUCGCUAUGCCACCUUUGUGAAGAACAUUUUAGACUAUACGGAGAAGCUGAAUCCACAGCAAAUCCGGAAACUCUUCUACAUUCUUGGCGAGUUGGCAUUCAGCCAGAGGCAGGAAGACAGCUAUAUUCAGGACGAUAUGCAUAUGGUGAUCAGGAAGUGGUUGUCUAGCACUGUUCCUAAGUAUAAACAAAUGGGGAUUAUUGGUGCUAUUACCGUGGCAGGCAGCAUGGCAGCAAAGAGAAGUAAAGAAGACAGGUGUUCAUUGGAGAGAACACAGCAAAGUGAAGAGCACUGCAGACAGCUCUCCAUCUUGCUCGAUCUGGUGAGCUACUGCUGUGAGCAAAGUCCUGAGGCCUUGGCUCUGUAUUACGAUGAACUUGCCAACUUGAUUGAGAAACAGAAAGGGAAUUUGGAUUCGCAAAUCCUGGAGCGGAUUGGGAAGAGUGUGGUGGAGGACUUUUCCAAUGACUUUGUGGUAGAUCUCACUCCUGUAGUUGAUGGUGUUCACCUGUUCCCAGUGAAGUCCUUGUAUAACCUGGAUGAAGAUGAGAGUCAGGGAACAAUUGUUAUCAACCUAUUGCCACUGCUGUCACAGAACUGGCUUGGCAAGAGUGUUGGUGAAAUGGCAACUAGGAACCAGGGUAAAAAGAUAGUGUCUCCAGAGUGUCUGUGUCCCUCUUUCCGAUUGCUGAGGCUUUACACGACAGAACAACACAAUGGGAGCAUGGAGGAGAUCGAUGCCUUGCUAGGCUGUCCCCUAUACCUGACUGACUUGGAGAUAGAAGGGAAGCUGGGCUCCUUAGCCAAGCAGGAAAGGGAAUUCCUGUGCUCACUCUUGUUCAAUGCCCUCAAUUGGUUCCGUGAGGUCGUGAAUGCCUUCUGUAAGCAACAGGACCUUGAGAUGAAAGGGAAAGUUUUGACUCGAUUACAGAACAUCACCGAGCUACAGAACAUGCUAGGAAAGUGCUUAGCAGCAAGCCCUGGCUAUGUACUUCCCCCAGCUAUUUUUGACUGUGAAGCCCUGGAAGCAGCACCAACUGUCAAUGCUGUUGGUCUAGUUAAAAAGAAGAAAACAGGAGGAAAAAAACAAAAAUCUGAAGGCAGCAAAGACUCCUCUGCAGACCACUCACAAAUGGAGGAGAAUCCUGAGGGAAAUCAGUCCGAAGCUGAGACCACCCAGCUAGAGAAGGACACCACUGAAAAAAAGUCAGGGAUCCCUUUGGUGCAGCUACAGAGUUACCGUGCAUUCUUCCGAGAGCUAGACCUUGAGGUGUUCACCAUCCUGCACUGUGGGCUGCUGACCAAGUCUAUUUUGGACUCGGAGAUGCACACAGAGGCCAGAGAAAUUGUACAGUUAGGGCCAGCAGAGCUUGUGUUCCUUCUGGAUGAUCUUUGCCAAAAGCUGGAGCACAUACUGAUGCCACCCGCUGCAAAGAGAGCCCCUUUCUUAAAGCAGGGGAAAGACUGUAGGAACAUUGGAUUCUCCCAUCUGUGUCAGAGAUCAUCUCAAGAAGUUGCUCAGUGUGCAGUCGAGCUGCUGAAACCACUGUGUAAUCAUAUGGAGAACAUGCACAAUUACUUCCAGGCACUAAUUACAGAAAACGAGGAGGUGGUGGAUGGACCACGAGUGAACAUCCAGGAGCACCAGCUUUUGUCUUCUUGUUAUCAGCAGCUGCUGCAGGUCUUUCGCCUCCUAUUUGCUUGGAGUGGAUUUUCUCAACGUGAAAAUAGUGACUUGCUGAGGUCAGCCCUCAAGGUCCUUGCAGACCGACUAAAGCCAGGAGAGACAGAGUUUCUUCUUCUUGAAGACCUAAUCAGCGAGAGUUUUCACUACUUGCUGAAUUUCCAGCACAGCAUUCCCAAUUUCCAGUGUGCACUUACCCUCAUUCAGCUCCUGAUUGUCAUUGCUGAAAAACCUGUGGCCAGUUGGAAAAAAGAUAAAAUAGCUUCACUUGCUAAGCAGUUCCUCUGCCAGUCGUGGAUGCAGCCUAGUGGCAUGCGAGAGAAGGGUAGCCAGUUCAGUGAUGCACUGCACACUCUGGUCUGUGUAUAUAUGGAGCACACAGACAACAUCUUGAAAGCUGUGGAAGACAUCUCCAGUGUUGGGGUCCCAGAGCUGAUUAAUUCUGCUAAUGAUGGAUAUUCUUCAACUUACCCCACGCUGACCAGGCAGACAUUUCCAGUUUUCUUCCAAGUGAUGAUGGCUCAGCUGGAGAAUUCAGUGAGAAGCAUUCCUGCUGGGAAACCAUCGGACUCAAGUGAGGUACAGCUAGAGAAGCUGCUGCACUGGAACAUGGCGGUGCGGGAUUUCCAUAUCCUUGUUAACUUGGUCAAGGUGUUCGACAGCAGGCCUGUGCUCAGUAUCUGCCUGAAGUAUGGCCGCCUCUUUGUGGAAGCCUUCUUGAAGCUUGCCAUGCCUCUGUUGGAUUACAGCUUUAAAAAGCACAGGGAAGACGUGCAGAGUUUGCUGAAAACUUUGCAGCUGAGCACCAGACAACUUCAUCACAUGUGUGGCCAUUCAAAGAUUCACCAAGACCUAGGAUUGACCAACCACGUGCCUUUAUUGAAAAAGUCCCUGGAGCAAUUUGUAUACCGAGUAAAAGCCAUGUUGGCCUUCAAUCACUGCCAGGAAGCAUUCUGGGUGGGCAUCCUCAAAAACAGGGACCUGCAGGGAGAAGAGAUCCUGUCUCAGGAUUCUGAAGAGAAUGACCCAGGGGAGGGAGUUUCCCAGCUCCCCAGAGAAGAUCCUGCUGAGGAGGAAGGUGACAUUUCAGGGAGCGAGGAUGGAUCCGAGCACAAUGAUGAUGAUGAAGAGAGCUCUGAGUAGACCUUGUAGCCUCCCAGCACUCUGUUAGCUCACCAUAGCAUAGAAGCUUGCUAUUAUCCAAAACAAUCCACACCUGUCACAGCUGAAUAGACUCUGUGGGUUGGAGGCUGUAUGCCUCCAACAUGAUGAGAUGUUAAUACUGUGCAACAGUAAAGAAGGUUCACUUGUAGCCAGAUCUUUAUAGAUGGGAUUUAGUCCCCAUUUAGUGUUGGUUGUGCAGUCUAUAUCUGUUGGGAGUUUUGCACCCAGACAUAUUGAAAAAAAAGUCAGACCUAGAACGAUUUUUAUUUGUUCUUGCCUCCAGAUCCUCCCUAACAAACUCUUUUCCAUAUGAAUUCCUUUCCUUCUGUGCUGCUCUAGGGAGUGGAUUUCAAGGGGAAACUCUGUGGCUUUCUGUCUAGAAACAUAUUGAGAGUUUGGAUUAGUUGCCCAAGUGAGAGAAGUGAUAUUUGCAGAAAUAAUCUGCCCUGUUCUUGAACAGUAGCUAUGAAAUAUUUUCACAGAACCCAUCUUCCCUCAACAGUCCAGCCGUUGGAGCCCUCGUGAGAAUGACCUUUGUGCAUUGGCCCUUUAUUGGGACAGAAGAAUCAGUGGGAGAGCAAUCCAAAUUCCCUCAUUAGUGGCAACAUAAAGUGCUCAUUAAUGUUGAGGGAAAGGCUUGUUAUAGUUGUAAAUUACAAAAAACACCCUAAUUCCAAAUGCCUUGUUUACUAACUCAUUGAAUAAACUGUAAUUCCUGCCCUGAGCACAUGAAA
Molecule: messenger RNA, 5231 nt
Organism: Caretta caretta (loggerhead turtle)
Lineage: Eukaryota; Metazoa; Chordata; Testudines; Cheloniidae
Gene: FANCD2
Product: FA complementation group D2
Biological process (GO): interstrand cross-link repair; double-strand break repair involved in meiotic recombination; mitotic intra-S DNA damage checkpoint signaling
Cellular component (GO): condensed chromosome; nucleus
Molecular function (GO): DNA polymerase binding
Source: RefSeq, a predicted model, not a curated record